CCUUCCCGCUGCUCCAGAGGGGGCUCUCAGAGCUGAGGACGCGCGCGGCGCUGCUCAAGUCUCUCUCUCAGCACCCUCGCCGGCCGGCAUCUGACACGGGUGCCAGGGAGCUCCGGGCGCCUUUCAGUGUCCCUUCCCUAGGCCGGCCGGGACUCCGCAACCCAGACGCUGCCGCUGCGGCCACCGCCCGAGGGGACCUGCGGACAGGACGCCGGCAGGAGGAGGAGUGCGCAGCGCCCUCCCAGAGCGUCUCCGCCUGUGCGCGGCGAGACCCGGGCUUCCUGGCCCCAGGAGACCCCGCUGCCUCGCCAAGUGUAUGGGACUGAAGUUCUUGGAGAAGGGAGCCCAACUCUUCAAGGACUUAAGUCACAGACACAGAGCUUCUUGGAUACUGACAAAUCUUACUGGUCAACUAGUCUACUAAAUUCCAGCAUCCACCCAUUCGUUUAACAAGUGAACUAUGACCACUUUACUCUUCGUGUUUCUGACUCUGAGAGUCAUCGCAGCAGCCAUCUCAGUAGAAGUUUCAGACCCUGACAACUCGCUGAGUGUCAGCAUCCCUGAACCGUCCCCGCUGCGGGUCCUCCUGGGGAGCUCCCUCACCAUCCCCUGCUACUUCAUCGACCCCAUGCACCCCGUGACCACCGCCCCCUCCACCGCCCCCCUCGCCCCAAGAAUCAAGUGGAGCUGCAUUUCCAAGGAGAAGGAGCUGGUGCUGCUGGUGGCGACUGAAGGGCAGGUGCGGGUUAACAGUGCCUACCGAGACAGGGUCACGCUGCCCAACUACCCGGCCAUCCCCAGCGACGCCACCCUGGAAAUCCAGAACCUGCGCUCCAAUGACUCUGGGAUCUAUCGCUGCGAGGUGAUGCACGGCAUCGAGGACAGCAAGGCCACCGUGGAGGUCGUGGUGAAAGGCAUCGUGUUCCAUUACAGAGCCAUCUCCACACGCUACACCCUGGACUUCGACAGGGCGCAGCGAGCCUGCCUGCAGAACAGCGCCAUCAUCGCCACGCCCGAGCAGCUGCAGGCCGCCUAUGAGGACGGCUUCCACCAGUGCGACGCCGGCUGGCUGGCAGACCAGACUGUCAGGUACCCCAUCCACACUCCAAGGGAAGCCUGCUAUGGGGACAAGGAUGAGUUUCCCGGUGUAAGAACCUACGGCAUCCGUGACACCAAUGAAACCUAUGACGUGUACUGCUUCGCAGAGGAGAUGGAGGGCGAGGUCUUUUAUGCAACAUCCCCGGAGAAGUUCACCUUCCAGGAGGCAGCCAAUGAGUGCCGGCGGCUGGGCGCCCGGCUGGCCACCACGGGCCAGCUCUACCUGGCCUGGCAGAGUGGCAUGGACAUGUGCAGCGCCGGCUGGCUGGCCGACCGCAGCGUGCGCUACCCCAUCUCCAAGGCCCGGCCCAACUGCGGGGGCAACCUCUUGGGCGUGAGGACUGUCUACCUGCACGCCAACCAGACGGGAUACCCCGACCCCUCAUCCCGCUACGACGCCAUCUGCUACACAGGUGAAGACUUUGUGGACAUCCCAGAAGAUUUCUUCGGGGUGGGUGGUGAGGAGGACAUCACCAUCCAGACGGUGACCUGGCCUGAUGUGGAGCUGCCUUUGCCACGAAACAUCACCGAGGGUGAAGCCCGAGGCAGCGUGAUCCUCACAGUGAAACCCGUCUUUGACAUCACCCCUACCGCCCUGGAGCCCAAGGAGCCCUUCACUUUUGCCCCCGAAGUAGGGGCCACCGCCUUCUCUGAGGCCGAGAACAGGACUGGAGAGGCUACCCGGCCCUGGGCCUUUCCCGAGGAGUCCACACCUGGCCUGGGCGCUCCGACGGCCUUCACCAGCGAGGACCUCGUUGUGCAGGUGACCGCAGCCCCAGGUGCAACCGAGGUCCCUGGGCAGCCACGACUGCCAGGGGGAGUUGUGUUCCACUACCGCCCGGGCUCCUCCCGCUACUCGCUGACCUUUGAGGAGGCCCAGCAGGCCUGCCUGCGCACCGGGGCCGUCAUCGCCUCGCCCGAACAGCUCCAGGCCGCCUAUGAAGCAGGCUACGAGCAGUGUGACGCUGGCUGGCUGCAGGACCAGACCGUCAGAUACCCCAUUGUGAGCCCACGGACCCCAUGUGUGGGUGACAAGGACAGCAGCCCGGGGGUCCGGACCUAUGGCGUGCGACCACCAUCAGAAACCUAUGAUGUCUACUGCUACGUGGACAGACUCGAUGGGGAGGUGUUCUUCGCCACACGCCCGGAGCAGUUCACCUUCCAGGAAGCACAGGAGUUCUGUGAAACCCAAAAUGCCACACUGGCCACCACGGGCCAGCUCUAUGCUGCCUGGAGCCAGGGCCUGGACAAGUGCUACGCUGGCUGGCUAUCUGACGGCAGCCUCCGCUACCCCAUCGUCACCCCAAGGCCUGCCUGCGGUGGGGACAAGCCAGGUGUGAGAACCGUCUAUCUCUACCCCAACCAGACAGGCCUCCUGGACCCGCUGUCCCGGCACCACGCCUUCUGCUUCCGAGGCAUCCCAGCGGCGCCCUCUCCAGGAGAAGAGGAGGGUAGGACACCCACAGAGCGCCCUGAGGUGGAAGCCUGGAUCACUACUGAAGUGGGGCCCAGCGUGGCUGCUGUCCCUGUUGGGGAGGAGACGACUGCAAUCCCAGAGUUCACCACUGAGCCAGAAAACCAGACGGAAUGGGAGCCCGCCUACACGCCAGCGGGCACUUCCCCACUGCCAGGGGUCCCUCCUACAUGGCUUCCCACUAGCACAGCAACAGAGGAGAGCACAGAAGCCCCUUCUGCGACGGAAGUGCCCUCAGCCUCGGAGGAGCCAUUGCCCUCAGAAAAGCCGUUGCCCUCAGAAGAACCAUUCCCCUCCGAGGAGCCAUUCCCCUCAGAGGAACCGUUCCCCUCAGAGAAACCGUUCCCCUCAGAGGAGCUGUUCCCCUCAGAGGAGCCAUCCACACUUUCAGCCCCAGUACCCAGCAGGACUGAGCUGCCAGGCUCUGGGGAGGUAUCUGGGGUGCCUGAAGUCAGUGGUGACUUCACAGGCAGUGGCGAAAUUUCAGGACACCUAGACUCCAGUGGGCAGCCUUCAGGGGAAAUUGCAAGUGGACUGCCCUCUGAAGACCUUGACUUCAGUGGGCUCACCUCUACAGUGGGCUCAGGCCUGCCUGUGGAAAGUGGACUGGCUUCAGGAGAUGAAGAUAGAAUUACGUGGACCACCACUCCUGAAGUUGACAGGUUGCCCUCUGGAGGUGAGGUCCCAGAGGGCUCUGUCUCUGGAGUAGGGGACCUCAGUGGACUUCCUUCUGUAGGUGAGGAUCAUCUAGAGACCUCUGCUUCUGGAGUAGGGGACCUUAGUGGACUUCCUUCUGGAAGAGAGGACCUAGAGACCUCUGUCUCUGGAGUAGAGGACCUCAGUGGACUUCCUUCUGGAGAAGGUCCAGAAACCUCUGCCUCUGGAAUAGAGGAUCUCAGCAGACUUCCUUCUGGAGAAGGUCCAGAAGCCUCUGCCUCUGGAGUAGAGGACCUUAGUGGACUUCCUUCUGGAGGAGAGGGUCUAGAGACCUCUGUCUCUGGAGUAGAGGACCUCAGUGGACUUCCUUCUGUAGGUGAGGAUCAUCUAGAGACCUCUGCUUCUGGAGUAGGGGACCUUAGUGGACUUCCUUCUGGAAGGGAAAGUCUGGAGAUCUCUGCUUCUGGAGCUGAGGAUCUUAGUGGGUUGACUUCUGGAAAAGAAGACUUGAUUGGGUCAGCUUCUGGAGUCUUGGACCUUGGCAGAAUACCUUCUGGAACUCUAGGAAGUGGGCAAGCUCCAGAAGCAGGUGGCCUUCCCUCUGGAUUUAGUGGUGAGUAUUCUGGGGUGGACCUUGGAAGUGGCCCAUCUUCUGGCCUUCCUGACUUCAGUGGACUUCCAUCUGGGUUCCCAACUGUCUCCCUAGUGGAUACUACAUUGGUGGAAGUGGUCACAGCCACCACUGCAGGUGAACUAGAAGGAAGGGGAACCAUUGGCAUCAGUGGUGCUGGAGAAACAUCUGGGCUGCCCUUCAGUGAGUUGGACAUUAGUGGAGGAGCAAGCAGACUCUCUUCAGGAGCUGAACUCAGUGGCCAGGCAUCUGGGACUCCUGACAUCAGUGGGGAAACAUCUGGACUCUUUGGUGUCAGUGGACAGCCAUCAGGGUUUCCUGACAUUAGUGGGGGAACAUCUGGACUUUUUGAGGUCAGUGGGCAGCCAUCAGGGUUUUCUGGGGAAACAUCUGGUGUGACUGAGCUUAGUGGACUGUCCUCCGGACAACCAGAAAUCAGUGGAGAAGCUUCUGGAGUUCUUUCUGGCAUUGGUCCACCAUUUGGCAUAACCGACAUGAGUGGAGAAACGUCCGGGAUCCCUGAUCUCAGUGGGCAGCCAUCAGGGUUACCAGGGUUCAGUGGGACAACAUCCGGAAUCCCUGACCUGGUUUCCAGUGCCGUGAGUGGCAGUGGUGAAUCUUCUGGCAUUACAUUCGUGGACACCAGUUUGGUUGAAGUGACCCCAACUACAUUUAAAGAAGAAGAAGGUUUAGGGUCCGUGGAACUCAGUGGCCUCCCUUCAGGAGAGGCAGAUCUCUCAGGCACAUCUGGGAUUGUGGAUGUCAGUGGACUCUCUUCUGGAGUAAUUGACUCCAGUGGGUUUACACCCCAGCCUCCAGAAUUCAGUGGCCUGCCAAGCAGAGUAGCUGAGGUCAGUGGAGAGUCCUCUGGAGCUGAGAGUGGGAGCAGCCAGCCCUCUGGAGCAUAUGACGGCCGUGGACUUCCAUCUGGUUUCUCCACUGUCUCUCUUGUAGACAGAACUUUGGUGGAAUCUGUAACCCAGGUUCCCACAGCCCAAGAAGCAGGAGAAGGGCCUUCAGGCAUUUUGGAACUUAGUGGUGCCCCGUCUGGAGCACCAGACAUGUCUGGAGACCAUUCAGGACUUUUGGACCUAAGUGGACUUCAGUCUGGACUGGUAGAGCCCAGUGGAGAGCCAUCAAGUACUCCAUAUUUUAGUGGGGACUUUUCUGGCACCACUGAUGUAAGCGGAGAAUCCUCUGCACCCACGAGCACCAGUGGGGAGGCCUCAGGACUUCCAGAAGUUACUUUAAUCAUUUCUGAGUUCGUGGAGGGUGUUACUGAGCCUACUGUUUCCCAGGAACUGGGCCAAAGACCCCCUGUAACAUACACCCCCCAGCGUUUUGAGUCCAGUGGAGAAACCUCUGCAUCUGGGGAUACACCAAGGUUCCCCGGGUCUGGGGUAGAAGCAUCAUCAGUCCCAGAAUCUAGCAGCGAGACGUCUGCCUAUCCUGAGGCUGAGGUGGGAGCAUCUGCUGUCCCCGAGGCCAGCGGAGGCACUUCCAGGUCCCCUGAUCUGAGUGGAACCACCUCCACCUUCCAUGAAGCUGAUCUGGAGGGAGCCUCAGGCCUGGGAGUGACAGGUAGCACCUCAGCCUUUCAGGAAGGCCCCAGGGAGGGCUCGGCUGCCCCGGAAGUGAGUGGAGAGUCAACCACCACCUAUGAUGUGGGCACAGAGGCAUCAGGCUCACCUUCGGCCAUUCCCAUGGCUUCUGGAGACAGGACUGAAAUCAGCAGAGACCUGUCUGGUCACACCUCGGGGUUGGAUGUUGUCAUCAGCACCACCAUCCUGGAAUCCAAGUGGACUCAGCAGACCCAGAGCCCUGCAGAGGCGCAUCUAGAAAUGGAGUCCUCAAGCCCCGAGCACUCAGGAGAAGAGACCCAAACAGCCGAAACACCCACCUCCCCAACUGAUGCUUCCAUCCCAAACUCUCCAGGAGGGACAGAUGAAUCAGAGGCAACCAUGGCAGACAUUGACGAGUGCCUCUCAAGCCCUUGUCUGAAUGGAGCCACCUGCGUGGACGCCAUCGACUCUUUCACAUGCUUAUGCCUUCCCAGCUACCAAGGGGACCUGUGUGAGAUCGACCAGAAGCUGUGUGAGAAGGGCUGGACCAAGUUCCAGGGCCACUGUUACCGCCACUUCCCCGACCGGGCGACCUGGGUGGACGCCGAGGGCCAGUGCCGGAAGCAGCAGUCACACCUGAGCAGCAUCGUCACCCCUGAGGAGCAGGAAUUUGUCAACAACAAUGCUCAGGACUAUCAGUGGAUCGGCCUGAAUGACAAGACCAUCGAAGGAGACUUCCGCUGGUCAGAUGGACACUCCUUGCAAUUUGAGAACUGGCGCCCCAACCAGCCGGACAACUUCUUUGCCACUGGGGAGGACUGCGUGGUGAUGAUCUGGCAUGAGAAGGGCGAGUGGAAUGACGUUCCCUGCAAUUACCAGCUGCCCUUCACGUGUAAAAAGGGCACAGUGGCCUGCGGAGAGCCCCCCGUGGUGGAGCACGCCAGGAUCUUCGGGCAGAAGAAGGACCGGUACGAGAUCAAUUCCCUGGUGCGGUACCAGUGCACCGAGGGCUUUGUCCAGCGCCAUGUGCCCACCAUCCGGUGCCAGCCCAGCGGGCACUGGGAGGCCCCUCGGAUCACCUGCACAGACCCCUCUACCUACAAGCGCAGACUACAGAAGCGGAGCUCACAGCCCCUGCGGAGGAGCCGCCCCAGCACGGCCCACUGAGAGGAGCUUCCAGGAUGUGCCCAGGAUGCUGAGCCCAGGAGCCUUGCCAGGCUGACAUCCCACAGGGAUGGUGUCCUCUCCUUGUCGCUUUCUGUCAUAUAAGGAAUUCCAUUAAAGAAGGAAAAAAAAUAAAUCCCACAUUGUGUAUGCACCCCCCCACCCCCCCAAAUCGCCAAACUGCAUCUAAUUUUCCUCCCAAAUGCCAAAGCAAAGCAAACGUAUUGUAACCCGUGGACUGAGUUUAGAGACGUUUCUUCAAUCUCCCGUUGUGCCUUUCCAGGGACCAGCGCAGGGACAGGGGGAGAAGGGGAGGAGUUAAGUUAAAUAAAGAAGGUAAUUUUUUGUUUCCUGACUUUAUCCAAGAGCAGUGCAAUCGUUGGUUCUUUCACCUCCAGGGAGAGCUAGGGAGGAGGGAGGAAGGGGCAGAGGCCUGAGGGCAUGAAGAGUGCGGAACCGCAGCUGAAUGUAUGGGAUGAGACGGAGUCUGAGGGCUGCACCAUCUGUGCGGGGGAGAAGCCUGGGGGAGACGGGGUGGCUUCCGGCCGCAGGUGAGCGGGCAGGAGAGAGCAAUCGAGGGAUCUUCCGAGGCGUGGGGGUCGAGUUCCUUCCGAGGGACCCUUUUCCAGAGUCGUCUCACCCAGGUCUGCCACCCCAGCAGGUGUCGAUCUCGAUCUCUGGCAGGGCUGGGCGGGGGGCAUUUCCUUCCCAGUGGGAGUGCCGCCCAACCCUCCCCCCUCCCUCCCCCACCCCCCGGGACCGUGCAGGCACCAGGGUUCCGUGCACCUAUUUAUAUUUUU
Messenger RNA from Globicephala melas (long-finned pilot whale), 7386 nucleotides. It is a transcript of the gene ACAN, whose product is annotated as aggrecan. Gene Ontology annotation, biological process: skeletal system development; cell adhesion; positive regulation of neuroblast proliferation. Lineage: Eukaryota; Metazoa; Chordata; Mammalia; Artiodactyla; Delphinidae. Gene Ontology annotation, cellular component: perineuronal net; synapse. Gene Ontology annotation, molecular function: calcium ion binding; hyaluronic acid binding. The record is from RefSeq and is a predicted model, not a curated record.